Zophobas morio is the source of this 1687-nucleotide messenger RNA. Its product is annotated as alpha-tocopherol transfer protein-like. Gene Ontology annotation, molecular function: phosphatidylinositol bisphosphate binding. The record is from RefSeq and is a predicted model, not a curated record. The transcript has 6 exons. Gene Ontology annotation, cellular component: membrane. The coding region runs from base 329 to 1261 and encodes 310 amino acids. NCBI's taxonomy places the organism in Eukaryota, Metazoa, Arthropoda, Insecta, Coleoptera, Tenebrionidae.
UACAAAAAUAAUAGACAAACUUCUUGUAUUCGUAAUUUCCUCUGGUAGUAAAAGCUUGUCUCCAACGUCUCCAAGUUGGAAACUGAUUUCACGCAACUUGUUUAUCAUGGUCAGUUCAACAUUUCACGGCCAAUGUGUGUAGUUCCUGUAUCUCACACUUCACUUUACGCACUCCCAUCUACGCACAAUAACUGGAAGGGGAAUUUUAUAAUUCUUCUACGAGUAUCUAGUUAAUAAAGUGCGUAACAGUAAUUAAACAGACAAUUACUUUAAAAAGACAACUAUAUAUUCAGUUUAUGUGAAAAUUUGACAACUUGUGCAUCGUAUCAUGGAGAGUUCAUCAAACUUGUUUGAAGUUCGUGAUGAUAUUUUACAACUUGUUCUGAAUGAAUUAAAUUAUUCUUCGAUAAAUUCUUUUCACGAGGACGUUAGAAAAAUUAGAGAAUGGAUGAUGAAACAACCACAUUUACCAGAAGUAAUGGCCGACAAAAAAAUUGAAAACUUUCUUAUAUUAAACAAAGGCAGCGUCGAAAGAUGUAAGGAAAAAAUAGAGAAUUACUACAGUGUAAGAACCCACUUAACUGAAAUAUUUGAAAAUAUUAAUCCCAAAUUACCUUACAUGGACUACACGUUGAAGGCAAUGUAUUUGGUUCCUCUUCCUAAGCUUACAAAGAACAUGUAUAGAGUAUUUUAUCAUAAAAUACGCGAUGCACCCUUAACGGCAAACUUUGAUUAUAAUUACGCUGUCCGUCUUGUAGUAAAUAUACAAGAACUUCGUUUGACUGAAGAUGUUGCAUAUGGCGAUGUCUUUAUAAUAGACGGUCAAAAUACUCCCCCAAGUCUUGUGUUCAAAGUUAAACUAACAACUCUAUACAACGCAUUAGUCGUUAUAUACAAGAAGGUUUUCUCGAAUCGAAUGAAAGCACUUUAUCUAAUUAACGCUCCUUCUUCAGUAGAAUGGAUUCUAACUGUUAUUAAGAGCGUGAUAAAACCUAAACUAUUCGAGCGAAUACAUGUAUGUGAAAAUUGGAAUACUGUCUUUGAACAGAUAGGCGAGGAAAUUCUACCGAGAGACUGUGGAGGUAAAGAAAAAUCUUUGGAAGAAUUACAAGAUACCCUCCGACAAGAGUUUAAUAAACACCAGGAGUACUUUAAUCAACUAGACGCCCUUCGUGUCAACGAAGAACUGAGACCACAAAGACUUAAAAACAGCAAUAUGUUCGGGUUUUCUGGAAAUUUUAAAAAAUUAGAUAUUGAUUAAAAUUUUGACAUAUGACCUUUGUCCAGUAAAAAUAUAAAUUGAUAUUAAUUUUUCUAAUACAGAAUAAACAGUGAUCUACCGUCACCAUCGAAAAGACAGACAUAAUAAACUGAUGAAAACACUGAUUCUUUCGAUCUUAUUGUUGAAAGUCAAUUCAAAGUUCGUAUUGUUAACCGGGGUUAACGACAUUCUCUUGAGAUCGUUUUUUUUUUUUACAAAAUUUUCAUAUAACAACUUAUAGCUUGUAUAAUUAAAGAAAUCAUGUGAAUUAAACUACUCUCAAACGCUAAAAGGCAAACUCGGUGCAGAUUAUGUAUUGUAUGUCAGUAAUUAUGUACUUGAUAAAUGUAACUAAUUUUCAGUGUUUAAUGCAUUCAUUAACAAAGUUCAUUAAAUUUUAUCACACGAAUAUUGAAUAAGCUAAUA